Molecule: messenger RNA, 1493 nt
Organism: Lactuca virosa
Lineage: Eukaryota; Viridiplantae; Streptophyta; Magnoliopsida; Asterales; Asteraceae
Source: the annotation of a GenBank genome assembly
AUGUGGAAGAUUUGUAUUUGUCACUGCUUUGGGAGUAAACGCUCGUACCAGAUCGGUAUCAGAAGGCGAUCGUUUGUUCCUCAAGCAAUGGCGCUGAUUAUGCAUGCGGGGGCAAACAACAAGAAUGUUUACAAGUCAUUAAUUGCUGCAGAAUAUGUUGGUGUUGAGAUCAAAAUGGAUGAAAACUUUCAGAUGGGUGUGUCAAAUAAGACUCCUGAAUUUCUUAAAAUGAACCCUAUUGGAAAGGUCCCAGUUCUUGAGACUCCCGAGGGUGGAAUAUUUGAGAGUAAUGCUAUUGCUCGCUAUGUUGCUCAUUUGAAACCUGGAAAUUCUCUUUUUGGUUCUACACCGAUAGAAUAUGGCCAAAUUGAGCAGUGGAUUGACUUUGCAACCUUGGAGCUUGAUGCAAGUAUGAGGGGUUGGGCCAUACCAAGAUUUGGAUAUACCAACUACAUCAAACCUGUUGAGGAGAGUUAUAUUGCUGCUACCAAGAGAGGUCUUGGUGCUCUAAACACAUAUCUUGCUUCACAUACUUACUUGAGUUUCACAUCUGAGUUUCCUCAUGUUGAGAGGUAUUUCUGGACCCUGGUUAAUCAACCAAAAUUCAGUAAAAUAAUCGGAGAAGUUGUGCAAACCGAAGCUGUUAUUCCUCUUCCUUCAGCCAAGAAACCAGAGGAAAAACCAAAAUCCGAGCCUAAAAAGGAAGUCAAGAAAGAAGAAGCCCCUAAACCCAAGCCUGAAGCUGCCCCAGAAGAGGAAGAGGCACCCAAGCCUAAGGCAAAGAAUCCUCUCGAUUUAUUGCCUCCAAGUCCAAUGGUUUUGGAUGACUGGAAAAGGCUUUACUCAAACACCAAAACUAAUUUUCGUGAGGUUGCAAUCAAAGGUUUUUGGGACAUGUAUGAUCCAGAGGGAUACUCUCUUUGGUUUUGCAACUACAAGUACAAUGAUGAGAACACUGUCUCAUUUGUGACAAUGAACAAGGUUGGUGGAUUCCUUCAGCGUAUGGAUCUUGCAAGGAAAUAUGCUUUUGGAAAGAUGUUGAUUAUUGGAAACGAGCCUCCAUUCAAGGUCAAGGGUUUGUGGCUUUUCCGUGGGACUGAAAUCCCAAAAUUUGUGAUGGAUGAGUGUUAUGACAUGGAGCUUUACGAGUGGACCAAGGUUGACCUUUCUGAUGAGGCUCAGAAGGAGCGAGUGAAUCAGAUGAUUGAAGAUUUUGAGCCUUUUGAGGGUGAAGCUCUCUUGGAUGCCAAGUGCUUCAAGUGAGGGGAAAUGCUGGGACCCUCGAACCAUCAAUUAUUGUUGGUGAUUGGGUAGAUUUUUCUACAAAGUGUGUUUUUAGAUAUAUGUCAACUUUGUUUUGUUUUGUGAUGUUUACUAGCAAUAUUAUAAACUAAACCAGUUUUGUUUUUUGGGUCCAGACUCUAGAGUAUACAUUUGCAUCCCACAGUUGGUUAUUGCUCUUCUUGCAUUUGAAAUGUGUUGUUUACAGGUUG